Paraglomus occultum is the source of this 219-nucleotide messenger RNA. Lineage: Eukaryota; Fungi; Glomeromycota; Glomeromycetes; Paraglomerales; Paraglomeraceae. The record is from the annotation of a GenBank genome assembly.
AUGACAGUACCGUAUGUGCAUGCUUGCUUGAAGUUGUAUUUGAGGGGACUACAAAUUAACGUUCUCAUGCGUGACUUGCAUCCCGAAUUUGUUGAACCGAAGCCGUCAGCAACAUUAUCACCAGCUAUUAUCUCCAACAUAUUAUUUACGGAUAUUGUCGAAUUACAUACACUCUACAUGUUACAGAGUCUGAACAGGGUGUAUGCAAUGAGCACAUGA